AUGCCAGCCAACUCCACCGCCGCCGAUUCCACCACAGCCAAUUCUACCGCAGCCAAUUCUACCGCAGCCAAUACCACCGCAACCGAUUCUUCUGUAGUCGACCCUACCCCAGCCAGCCACAUGCAAUCCAAUCACAAGUCAACAAGAAACAAGUCCACCAGGCACAAGUCAACCAAGGACCAGUCAUUGAACAACACGCCAUCCCCUUCCGAGGAAGCUGUCUUGGAAGGCGAGUCACUUACCACGGAGCAAAAUAUUGUUCUAGACUUCGUGCUGCAUCAAGGCAAGAGCGUCUUCUUCACUGGUCCUGCCGGUACCGGAAAAUCUUUUCUACUGCGCAAGAUCAUCGCUGCGUUGAGAGUGAAGUAUAUUUCCAAGCCUGAAAAAGUCACUGUAACAGCCUCAACGGGGAUUGCUGCUACCAAUAUAGGAGGACAGACAUUGCAUAGCUUCGCUGGCGUUGGCCUCGGCACAGGAACAGCGGAGGAGCUUCUCACAAAGAUCGUGAAGGACAAGAAAAAACGGAAGCUCUGGAAGACAGUCAAGGUUCUCAUUAUCGAUGAGAUAUCCAUGAUCGAUGGAGAGUUCUUCGACAAGCUAGAUCAAAUCGCACGUGGAGUACGAGGAAACCGAUUGCCUUUUGGAGGGGUCCAACUUGUGGUAACCGGCGAUUUCUACCAGUUGCCUCCCGUAUCGAAGACUCUCAGCUCAACGUUUGCCUUCGAGUCUGAAUCCUGGAGGUCGACCAUCGACUACACGAUUUGCCUAACUCACGUCUUCAGGCAAAAGGACCCCAUCUUUACGGGGAUGCUGAAUGAGCUGAGAGAGGCGUGCCUUUCCUUUGACUCAAUUCAGCGAUUCAGAAGUUUGGACAGACCAUUGAAUCUCAAUGGCGGGCUCGAGCCAAGCAAAUUGUUCCCUUUGAGAAGCGAAGUGGACAGAGAAAAUAAUGCGAAGCUGGACAGACUCCCUGGCGAUAUUCGCACAUUCGAAACACAACACUCGUGA
Lasiodiplodia theobromae is the source of this 1008-nucleotide messenger RNA. RefSeq names its product Mitochondrial DNA helicase protein. Gene Ontology annotation, molecular function: ATP hydrolysis activity; DNA helicase activity. The transcript is spliced from 2 exons. The coding region runs from base 1 to 1008 and encodes 335 amino acids. Gene Ontology annotation, biological process: DNA repair; telomere maintenance. NCBI's taxonomy places the organism in Eukaryota, Fungi, Ascomycota, Dothideomycetes, Botryosphaeriales, Botryosphaeriaceae. The record is from RefSeq and is a predicted model, not a curated record.